This is a messenger RNA of Epinephelus lanceolatus (giant grouper), 5905 nucleotides long. It is a transcript of the gene znf618, whose product is annotated as zinc finger protein 618. The record is from RefSeq and is a predicted model, not a curated record. Lineage: Eukaryota; Metazoa; Chordata; Actinopteri; Perciformes; Serranidae. Gene Ontology annotation, molecular function: protein dimerization activity.
AACACGGAAACUGUGCACGCCUAAUCACUGACUGAAACGAAAGCUGUAAUCUGAUCAAUAUGCUCAAUAAUAUAGACCUGCAGUCAGAGCAUGUUUUUAUAAUGUUGUCACUUCACAUGAGAAUUUUUUCCUCUGCGUAAUUUCCAGGCUCCCUUUUUCCCCGCGUAACUUCAUAGUCGGCCAACCAUUAUUUUCCGUCUUCUUCCCAGACUUUUUUCCUUUUUCUUUCUUUUUUUUCAUGUAGGCUAAUAUACAGCCAGGCCGGCGCUGCAAUUUCGGAAUCUGCCCUUGUAUAUGGCGGACGAAAUUUCCACAGGAGGAACCGCAACACAAACACCCCGCGCGAGGCACAAACGGAGAGCUCGCCACGGACUGAAGAAGCAGUUGUGCAGUCACCUCUGGUCGGGGAGGGAAGAUUUCUGGAGCGGGGAGCCUGUUUCGCAUGAGCUGCAUCGUUUUUGGAGAAGCACGGGCUCAGAGGAGGUGGAGUCAUGAGCGCACAAGAGGCACCCAAUCCUGGGAAGGAGCAGGCAGACGGCGGGAGUGCGGCCACAGAUGGCCCCUCACCAACCUUAGCCCCAAAGACCAAGAGCACAUCUCCACCACCUGUUACAGUGAAGAAGGAGCCCGGGACCUCAGAGACGAGUAACGGGAAAGUGGGUGAUGCCAACCCCGCUGAGAUCUGUGUUGUCAUUGGAGGAGCUGACGGCGGAGCAAGCGGAGGUGGAUCCCGUAGAGCUCAGACCGAGGGUAUGUUUGCCCUUGGUACUCCUCCUCCAACGAAGAGCACAGACUCAUGCAUAGGUUCCUAUGUAUGUGGGGUGUGUGGGAAGAAGUACAAGUAUUAUAACUGCUUUCAGACACACGUCAGGGCACACAGAGAAUCAGAUAGCAUGGUUGCGGAUGGUCUCCCCCAGACAGCCAACAUCUUGUCUCCUCACUGUAGGCGCCUUCCCAUAGGUGACAUCCUAAUACCAGAUAGCUUCCGUUACUCCUGUGACAUCUGUGGCAAGAAGUAUAAAUACUACAGCUGCUUCCAGGAGCACCGUGACCUGCAUGCAGUUGAUGAUCCAUAUGAACAGGUAGUGUUACCUGUGGAUGGCCUUAAAGAGGAGGAGCCAGUUGAACCCUACCAGAAAAUCGGACCAAGGGAAAAAGCACUCGCCCACCUCCGCAGAGACCGCGGGUUCAACCGACGGCAGCGGGUGUCCCUUCAAACACAAUUGGCAGUGUUCGCAGAAACUGGGAGCUAUGUUUGUGAGUUCUGUGGGAAGCAGUACAAGUAUUUCAACCCCUAUCAGGAGCAUGUUGCUCUUCACACACCAAUGGGCUCCUUUGAUUUGAAGACAUCACGGGUACAGGAAUGUGGUAGCAUGGAUAUGAGUAAAUUUGGCCACAGCCAAGCUGGUAAGAUAAAAAACAGUCCAUUCAGGCGGAAACUGGAAAGUGCAAUUCAGUCUAGUCUGGUUGACACAAACAGCUCGCAGAAUUCGAGCGGAACUCCGAGCCCUCUGGUGGCCAGCACCUUCUCUGCAACCCAGAAACCCUACACUUGUGGUGCCUGUGGCAUCCAGUUCCAGUUCUACAACAACCUGCUGGAGCACAUGCAGUCCCACGCUGCGGACAAUGAGAACCACACCAAAGGGGACUCUCCCAAAACCUCCUCAGCCUCCGGUCCUCAAGAGCCGCUGUGGAGAGGCUCUCAGGCUCAGGCCCAUUCCUCAGUUAAACUACAAAUCCAGCCUCAAAGUAUCUCCCAGAGAAACAACACACUCAGCCAGAAUAAUGGACUACCUGAGAAGGAACGACAGCAGGUGGCUGAGCGCCUCUUACGGGUAAUGUGCUCAGAUCUGAGCAUGCUAAACGUGCUCAACAGCAAGGACUUCCUGAAGUUGGCACAGACCCUAGUGGAUACAGGUGCUCGUCAUGGUGCCUACUCCACCCGUGAUGCUUUUGGCAACAUGAGUGCCUUGGCACUGCGCCAGCUGCCCCGCAUGUACAACCAAGUCAAAGUCAAAGUCACGUGUGCUCUAGGUUCCAAUGCUUCACUCGGCAUCGCUGUCACCUGCCACUCCCAGACAUCAGGUCCAGAUGCUUGCUAUGUUCUAACAGCCUACCAGGUGGAGGGGUCGAGACUGAAGCGCUAUGUGCUCGGCGUGAGGGAGGCUGAGCUGAGGGAGGGGCCUGAGCAGAUUCACCACUGGGUGCAGAAUGUGCUGUCUGAGUUUGUGAUGUCAGACAUUCGCACCGUGUAUGUCUCAGAGCCCAGAGUGUGGGCGGCAGGAUUUGCAGGAUCACCACUUGGCGGCGGUGGCCGGAGCAGGAUAUGCUUGCGAUGCGCGGGGUGUUCUCUCGGUGCAGUCGUCCAGGCUGUUCUCGGGAAGCGGAGCCUCCAGGCUCGAGGUCUUCACGAGUUGGCUGAGCUUCUCUCAACAUGCCGAGAUAUCGCCUCCUCCACCACUCUGUCCCUACGUGAGGAGCCGUGCACCAACACAUCCACAAGCACAACUGAGGAAGGUUCACAGAGCAGCCCCGCACAGUGCCCCACCCCUCCUUGCUGGGAUCGUACGGCUGAAGCUCUUCUGCAGGUCCAUGCACACUUUGAACAAAUUUGUGAGGCUUUUGGACGCAGCAAGGCCACAGCUCCACUCCUCCAAGGUCUCAACAAGCAUCUGCUGGGCACGCUGGCUUGUCUGCUGGCACCUCUGCGUCUGGCAGCUCUGGAGUUGAGCAGUCAGAGGAGACCAACGUUGCAGCAGGUGCUGCCGGUCUACCUACGCUUGGAGAAGUUUUUCACAUCCAAAGCUGGAGAGGCUGGAACUGGCACGGCUAGCAAACUCUGCCACUACUUCCUAGAAGCACUGAAGGAGAACUUCAAGGUUGAACGAGCCCACCAGGUAGCCAUGGUCCUGGAUCCACAACUCAAGCUGCGUUCAGUGCCAGCCUACCAGCAUGAAGACAUAAUCUCCCGUGCAUGCGAAAUGGCUGCUGAAACCAGGGAUGGAGGUAUGACUGGUGGUGGAGGCUCAGGUGGUGAAGAGCGGGACACUGACGGCCCACCAACUCCAAAAAUAAGCCGUGUAGAGGGUGCGGGAAACAAUGGCGGCACCUCACGGGGGACCUCCUCAUCUUGCUCUGUGUCUGGUAAUGAUGAGAGUCAGAGCCAAGUUAGGCAAGAGAUUUUUCAAUACCUGGCUGAGCCUCUCCUCCAAGGCACACCUGACCUCUUCCAGUACUGGAGCACAGCAGUGAACGAGAAGUUCCCCAAGCUCGCUCGCCUGGCGAUGUGGCUCCUUGCUGUGCCUGCUGUGGGCAUACGCAAUGAGUGUGUGACUGUGUGCGAGCAGAGCCUAGCUAUGAAGAGGAGGCAGCAGGUAACCGCUGAGGAGAUGAACAAACUCAUUUUCCUUCGCUCCAACAUGGGCUAGGAGAGAAACUCAGCCAACCCUAAUCAACCAAACCUUCACCUCCAACCAAUGACUGAAGACUAUUAUUUAUAUACUGUAGGUUUAGACAACUUAAAUGUGUUAAAUACUUCUCCAGACAGAUAUUUACAGGAAACUCACAUUGUAUAGGUUGCAAACACCCAUAAAACAAUACGGCUUAUUACAUAUUUUAUAUGGAGAAAGGACUGUUGUAAAGUACUGUGGACAAAAUGUAGGGGUGGAACGGUAACUCUCAAAAGAUUGUCCCGUUUGGUACGCCACCCUCGGUUUGGGAUGCACAUGUAAGCAGGAUCAGUCUUAUCAUGGCCAGUGAUUUGAAUUACUCCAGCCUAAUGACUGCUCAAGGCUAUAAUGCUGUUAUUCUCACUGGAUGGCAACAUUUUCAGGUAAAGUCAGCUUUCACUGCUUGAAACUACCGUCAUAGACCUCUGAAAACUCACAGCAGUACGUACUGUAGCAUAUACAGUAUAAGAAGGAUGAGUUUCAUUGGUGUAUGACAUAAAAAUUCAAGAGGUGAAUCUCCACUGCCAUUGCACCUCUGACACUUAAGUGUACCAGGUUUAUGAUUUACCGUGUAUCACUGAAGAUUAUAUUUUUCAACAUACUCAGCCACGGGAAACAGUCAGGUAUCACAGCUAAAUCAUUGCAGCUAAUUUGAUGGUCGCUUCUGGUGACCUAAAAAUUUAGCUGUCGAUCAUUUGCAUGCACUGCACUGCAUGCAUUUUUCAUUCAAAGGGUAAAACAGCAGCUGAUAAAACAUUAAUAUGAUGCUUUCCAUUUCUGUUUAUGUUACAAAUUGUAAAGAAAAGUCAUCCAAUGGUUUGUUUUCUUACUAAAAUUAACUCGAGAGGUCUUUUGCUGCUAGAAUUGCAAGUCAAAUUGCUAGAUUUGCAUAGAUGGGCCUAUACCAUGAAGUUUUCUUGGAUAAAAUGAAGCUUUUGGUUGACUUUUCUUAACAUGCACAAAGAGGAUAGCAUCAUAUUAGAAUCUGUUUGUGGUCAGCUCUUACACUGAUUUCAUUCAGCCUUACCACAGCUGGAUUGCACCAACAGGGAAUUAAAUAGCAUAUUGGUUAUAUUAUCUUUUAAUGCUUAAUGGAACAACCCAGCUUGUAUGUCAGUAAACACACAAUAAUGACAUCUAGAGGCCAUUUUGUCUGGCCAGAUGAUAGUUUCCAGAUACUUCAGGAAUCUCUGUCACAUCAGUCAGCUCUGUGGGACGUCAGUACACUUCUUCUUACCGGAGACAUUCUGCCUGUGCAUUGCCCUCAGAUAAACAGCAGUAAUGUUAUUAGCCAUCAGCUUGGUAAGCUUGUAGGCAAGGAUUUAAUUCAUAAUUGCAUAAAUCCUUGUGUGGUUGCCCACUGUGUGUAUGUGUGUGUGUGUGUUUGUUUUGUUUUUUCAAAGCUUAAUUAGAAAAGACUUGUCCAUAGGAAAGUUAUCAUUAUUAUUUUAUUUAUUCUUUUUUGCCUCAUUUAUCAUUUUAAUGUAAACAUUGUCUUCCUUGCGAGCUACACAUUUCCAUUUUUAAAGCAAUAAGCUUUAUCAUAGGGCAUAGUUUCCAACUCUGUCUCCUCAAAAUGACUGUUUUCAUGACGUUCUUACAGUUAAUUAUUAAUGGUAAAUUAUUUUCUUUGUGAAAUCAACUCUCAGGAAUGAGUGCACCCAAGCAGGCACCGCCACUUUUUCCUCACUGUACCGAAAACACACCGAACUGUGACCUCAAUGCCGAGGUAUGUACUGAACCGUGACUUUUGUGAAACGUUCCACCCCAAAUACAGUUAGUGCCAUUUGCAACAAACGAAAAAUGGGUCUCCGAGGGUUUAUUUUUUUUACAGGAUGAAGCAACUUCUGCCAGUACGUUAAAAUCAACACAUGCAUCCUAAUGAAGUCAACUUAUUUAUUUUUUUAUGGAUUCUAGUAUACAUAUAUGCUAGCUAAUACCUCCUAAAAUGACUAGGGCGAAUGGAAGUUAUACUGUACAUUUGUUUGUUGCCUUUGGUACUAAUUAGUCAAGUACUAGUUUGUCAUCUCUGUUUUUGGGCCUUAAGUCUCUUUCAUGCGCCACCUUAAAUGGAUAGUUCGGACUUUUUAAGGAUGGGCUGUAUGAGUUACUUAAAUAUAAUCAGUGUAUUACCAACAGGAGAUGACAGUCAGCAUCCUUCUAGUUUGGAGAAACAAACAGGAGUACUGCCAAGGAAGCAAAGCAAUGUACUGCUGUGGAUGGGGGCAGCAGCAAAAUAUAUUUUAGCCACCUAUAAAAAAAGACCCACCGAAAAAAUCUCUAUCGUCAAUCUGCAUCAUUCAAAGUGUGCACUAUAUUUAGAAUAUUUUUACUGCUUUACUUUGCUAUUAGACCGUUCCUUCCCACUACAUUUUCUCAACUGCAGGACUUCUGUAUUCCUACGCAUAGGCCUAACUAUGCCAAAUUGAAGACGGUCCACAAGACAUUGGCAUUUG